UCUCUCCCUGGAAACUCUCUUUUCAAUUUUUUCCUCUCUUUUUCUUCCUCUACUAGUUCUCGGCCGAUCACCUUUCUCGCACUUUCUCUCCCGAUUUUCUCUCCUUUCAAAAUCACUCCGCUUCUUCCCCUCUCCGAUCGCCGGAGAUUGCUUCCUCCUCUCUACCGAUCUCUCCUCCCUCCGCCUCUCACUUGUUCCAACUGGUACGUAUCGCCGAUUACUUCACUUACUGCUCGUGUUUUUCCUUUUCCCCUCUACAUUGGCGUUUCAGCGAGGUAGUCGUAUCCUGUACUUUUUCUGUGUGCAUAAAUGCCAGUUGCGAAACUCAAAGGGGCCAACGCUACAGAUGUGAUGAAAUCAGAAGAGGGGAAUGAUUCCCUCGACACGUUUAUCAGGCAAGCAAUGGGGAAGGAGCCUCUACUUUCCUUCCCAAGGACUAACGACAGCCCCGUACAGUGGAUCCAACUGCUUCAAGCUCUAGACCAGCAAGAUGGACCUGGGUGGCCUUUACUGACUCCUUUGAAGGUUCAGAUGCAAAAAUGUGACAAGUGUUCACGGGAGUUUUGUUCCUCCAUAAACUAUAGGAGGCACAUACGUGUUCACCAUCGACUGAAAAAGCUUGACAAGGAUACCACAAAAAACAGGAAUCUGUUAGGAGCCUUUUGGGAAAAGCUCUCUGAAGAUGAAGCAAAGGAGAUUUUGUCAUUCAAGGAUGUGGCGCUGGAGGAAGUGUCGGGAUCUUCAAUUAUAAAGUCAUUGAUGGCUCUUAACCGGAAACAGGGGUUUUCUCCCCUUCCACAGUACUGUUUGAGGGCUGGUACUGCUCUUCUGGAUAUUAUCCAAGGGAGAUUUAGGUAUCCUUUAUCUUCAGAGGAACUGUUUAGUAUUCUCGAUGAUGCCAGUGAAAAGACAUUUCUGUGUGGAGCAGCAAUCUCAAUGCAGAAGUAUAUUUUUGAUGGGGAAGCCGCUAAAACUGGUCUCGAGACAAAGAACAUAGUUGCAUGCACCAGCUUCUUGGUGGAACAGAAACUGAUUAAGGCAUGGGUUGCAGAUAAGGAUGCGGAAGCUCUGAGGUGCCAGAAAUUGCUUGUGGAGGAGGAAGAAGCUGCCCAGAGAAGGCAAGCUGAACUUGUGGAACGGAAAAGGCAGAAGAAGCUCAGGCAGAAAGAACAGAGAGCUAAGGAGCAGAGGCUGGAGGAGAAACCUGACAUCGAGGAGCACAGUGAUGAGACCAUGGAGGAGCCCCCAGCUGAACUACCCUGUUCAACUGCAUGCAGUUCUAAUUCACACGACGUCGAAAUUCAGCCAGAUCCCUUUUCAUCAUCUUCUGAACCUCUCCAACUCACAUAUCAAGAUGAAGAGUUGUUGGAUUUGGAGAAUCAGAUUCUAUACGAUACUGGAGCUGCUGGUGAUCCAUGCAGAGAUUAUUUUGUCGAACGGCACACGACAGUACCGGGAUGCAACCGUAGUAGGCACGUAGGUCGGUGGCACGUGCCUCCAAAAUCCCAGUGGAAUCAUAUUACUAACGGUUAUCACGGAACUUACAGGGAUCCGAAACAAGCGGCAAUGGUUAACGGGAACAGAAAGUGGAGCAGGAAAGCUAGAGUAGAAUAUGCCACCGGGGAGACCUUGAAACCCAGAGUUGAUAGGGAAGCAGCAAUGACAAGCCAGCAGCCAGAUCAUCAUGCCAAGAAACGCGAAGUUCUUAUUGGCUCUAUCUCUGUUGCACUUGGGAAUUCUAGCCAACAGGAUGGUCAAGCAGACCAGCAGCAGCAAGUUCCGAGGAAGAGCAAUAAUAAUGUUCAGGACAAACACUCGAAUCGUUCAACAGUGAAGCAGCAGUGGAGGCCUGUUAGCCGAAAUGGCACCAAAGGCCAACCACAAGAUGAAAGUGGCUCUAGAGAAUCCCCAGAUGGAAGUCUACCUCCUGGGAGGUCUCAAUUCUCAUGCCAGGCGGCUAAAGCUUUUCUUGCAGAGAGGUGGAAGGAGGCAAUGGCAGCGGAGCAUGUGAAAUUGGUUCUCGCACCUGAACCAUUCAAAGCCGGUAAGGGUGUUCAACAAAAUGGCUGUGCUGUUACAGCUGAGUCGUCAGAUGUUCGUAGAGGUAUAGAGCUUGGUACCAGAGGAUCGGAGGAGGAUAUGAUGGUCGAUGGAGGUGCUGGUUUGAAGGGCAAGUUCAGAGCAAAACCUGAGAAAGGGGUGAAGCUAAAGUACAUACCGAAACAAAGAACGUUGAGCUAAUAAACCAAAGAAGAGGGAAGGAAGGAGGAGCAAAAUUCAUUUCUCUUUUCAUCUUUUCGGGGGGUUUUCUCAUACAAACGUGCACAGAUUUUGAUUUUGUCAUUUUACUACAUUCUUAGCAGAGGGUUCCAGUUUUACAGCCAUGGUCUUCUGUCAGGACAAAAAAAAUGAUAGACAAGAACGAGAAAACGAGAGUGAUCUGAAAAAAAGGGUUUUUGCCAGGAGUCCUUUUUCAGUUUCGUCCUUUUUUUACCAGUGGCUUUAGCAACAGCUGGAGGUUUUGGUUGGUAUUAAUUUACUUAGCAGAGGCAGAGCAGUUUAUAGUGUUAUUUUCCCUUCUUUUUUUAUGGUACGGUAUUCUCCAUUUUUGGUUAAAUUUUUUGGGGGUUGGGGUCUCUCAUUGAUUCAGUCUCUCGAUUGUUUUACCUGUACUAAUAAGGUUUAGUGUCUCUUACUUGUAGGUCUUGUUGACAUACACGAUACAUAUAUUCUGGCAGAGUUCUUCCUUUCCUGCCUUCCCAUUCUCCUACCUCGUCACAGACUCACAGUGUUGAUAUUAUGCGUUAUUUGGAUGAGAUUUUUGAAUGAGAUAAAGUAGUUAAUGAC
Molecule: messenger RNA, 2847 nt
Organism: Linum tenue
Lineage: Eukaryota; Viridiplantae; Streptophyta; Magnoliopsida; Malpighiales; Linaceae
Source: the annotation of a GenBank genome assembly